AUGCGAGCCUGGGUGGGUGUGCGACGCGGCGCCGCCCGCAGCGCCCUCGAGCUGGUUGCUGGCUUGCCGACACCUGCCAUGCCAACAGGAUCGUCGUCCGACGUCCUGAUCCGCGUAUCGCACGUGUCACUGCAAGUGAAUACCGAGAUGUUCCUGAAGGUGCCUAAACUACCUCUUACCAGCCCGUGGAUCCCGGAGCUCGAGCUGUCCGGCGAGGUGGUUGCGGCCGGCGAGGGCGCUCCCGCCGAGCUGCGCGAUGCAGGUACGCACGUUGUCGCUUUCCAGACCGUCCCCGGCUUCUUUGUCUGGGGCAACGGCGUGCUGGCUGAGUACGUCCGUCUACCUGCAAGCCAGGUCGUCCGCGUCGACUCCGCCGUUGAUAUGGCGUCGGCCUCGGGCAUCAUAUGCUCCGGCUGUGUCGCGCUCAAGAUGAUCCGCGCGGUGGGUGUGCGCGAAGGCCACACUGUGCUCGUCAAUGGAGCGAGCGGAUCAGCUGGCUCGGUUCUUGUGCAGUUGUGCAAACUGCGUGGUGCUAAGGUUGUCGGCGUGGCUAGCGGUGGGAAUGAGGCUAUGGUGCGCGGCAUGGGCGUAGAUGAGUUCGUCGAUUACCGCAGGCACGAUCCGCUCCCAGCCUACUUGGCGGAGCAUUACGGAGACAGGCCGUUCGAUUUUAUCCUCGAUUGCGUCGGCACGCAGGCGCUUUUUGCCAACUCGCCUGCCUAUCUUAAACCCGAUGGUGCCCUGGUCAACAUCGGUGUGCUCGAGGGAAUUCUAGGGAUGACAGUCAACAUCCUGCUCAAUACCUUGCUACCCACCUGGCUGGGUGGCGUGCCCCGUCGCUACAUCAUGUUCAGCUCGCCACCGGUGCGCGACGACAUCGUCUAUCUUACACGUCUGGUCGAGGAGGGUCGCCUGCGUAUCCCUGUUGACUCCGUCCACGAUAUGGAAGACGGAUUGCUCGCCUACGAGCGCAUCGCAACCAAGCGCGCGAGGGGUAAGGUUGUCAUUAAGGUGCGCAAUGAGUAA
Messenger RNA from Aspergillus steynii IBT 23096, 1026 nucleotides. Its product is annotated as NAD(P)-dependent alcohol dehydrogenase. The record is from RefSeq and is a predicted model, not a curated record. Lineage: Eukaryota; Fungi; Ascomycota; Eurotiomycetes; Eurotiales; Aspergillaceae. The transcript is spliced from 2 exons. Gene Ontology annotation, molecular function: oxidoreductase activity. The coding region runs from base 1 to 1026 and encodes 341 amino acids.